Molecule: messenger RNA, 1275 nt
Organism: Symbiodinium sp. CCMP2456
Lineage: Eukaryota; Dinophyceae; Suessiales; Symbiodiniaceae
Source: the annotation of a GenBank genome assembly
AUGGCGUCGAGGUUUCUUGCUGUGGCCUGUGCGGCCUGCAUCGGAUACGUCCAUUCCAUCCGGUCGACCUCGACCUCCACCUACAACCUCAAGGCGUCGGCGGCCAUGUACAUCAAAAGCAUGGAGGAGACGGCACUGACGAAGAUAGACAAGUACAGCGAAGUGCCUGGAAUGGAUUAUCAUUCCAUCUCGACCUUCUUGAUGAUAUUCGAGCGAGAGGUGCUCCAACGGGAGCUGAACGACUAUGGCUACAGUCGCACGGUGACGGCCACGCAGGCAACUGUGGUCCUGGGAGACUUGCAUGGACAGCUGUUCAACUUGCUCGCAUUCCUCCGUGACCUCCAUACAAGGGUGAACGUGAAAGACCUUCACCUUCUUCCCGAAUCCAAGCUUUUCAUUUGCGACCCAAAGAUACAGUAUGUCUUCAUGGGCGAUUACGUGGAUCGCGGCGAGCGAAGUAUAGAGAUCGUGAUGCUCCUUUUCGCCUACAAAGCAUUGUGCCCUUCCGGCAUAAUCCUGCUCCAAGGCAACCACGAGCAACGGCGCACAAAUGAACGUUAUGGCUUCAGCAAGGAAGUUGAGUACAAGUUCCGCUUGACAAAUCCGCACUCUCAGCGGUCUGACCUCUGGAUUGGAUUCAACUUUGUAUUUUCCAAGCUGCCCUUCGUUGCGGUCUCCAAGGGGAGCUUCAUGGCCACUCACGGGGGCAUCUCCCCAAGUUUUGUCAGGGCAUGCUCGUACCAAGGGGGGAACUUCCAUCAAUGCUUGAGCCAGGGUGUUGGCACGGAGAUGGUAUGGUCAGACCCCCACGAGGGAGACGGCUGGGCGACAUCUCCUCGCGGCAAAACCAAAUACAGGUUUGGAAGGGAUCUCGCCCUCCAAUUCUUGCGGUCGAACGGGUUGAAGAGGCUACUUCGAGGUCAUGAGCAAAUGGCAAACGGGAUUAGCACCAUGUGGCUCGACACAAAGGGCGAAUACGCUGUCCAAACCGUCUUCUCAGCGGCCGACUACGUUGGGACGUUUUGUGUCCACAAGAGAACCAACCGCCCUUUGCGAAUUCCGGCAUGGGAUCCACAGAUGUUCAAUGCAGGUGGUCAUAGAAAUCUUGGGGGCAUGAUGGUGAUUGACAAUUCCUUCGUCAGCACCCGCUUUGACUUCCACGAGUUUCGCCUCAGUGGAAAGGAAGCUCGGAAGCUGGCGAAGGAGUUUACGGGGGCACACUGUCAUGCGAAGCCCGCGGAUCUUGAGUUCUUGGGGUUUAGGUUUGGGGUCUAG